AUGUCUAAAACUAGAGACGACUUUAAUUUCCAAUUUAAAGAUGAAAUUGCCUUUGAGCGUAGAGCUAUUGAAUCUGAGAAAAUCAGACUCAAGUACGAUGGAAGAAUUCCUGUGAUCAUAGAAAAAUCGAGUACCGACUAGGUGCUUUGCGACCUAGAAUAGACAAAAUUCUUAAUUCCAGGAGAUUUCACUUUCUAGCAAUUCUAAAUGGUUAUCAGAAAGAGACUGUAGCUUCCAAAAACUCAUUCUUUAUACAUAUUCUUCCAUAAUAACAAGUUGCACGCUAAUGAGAAAUCUCUAAGUUAGAUAUAUAGCGAAUGCAAAGAUCACGAUGGGUUCUUGUACUGCAAAUAUGCUAGUGAAAACUUCACAGGCUGA
Messenger RNA from Stylonychia lemnae, 378 nucleotides. The record is from the annotation of a GenBank genome assembly. Lineage: Eukaryota; Ciliophora; Spirotrichea; Sporadotrichida; Oxytrichidae.